Nyctereutes procyonoides (raccoon dog) is the source of this 255-nucleotide messenger RNA. It is a transcript of the gene SPRR4, whose product is annotated as small proline rich protein 4. Lineage: Eukaryota; Metazoa; Chordata; Mammalia; Carnivora; Canidae. The record is from RefSeq and is a predicted model, not a curated record.
AUGGGUGCAUGCUCCCCUGUUCCUGCACCAGUGUCUUCUCAGCAGCCGCAGUGGAGAGAGCACCUGCCCCAGAAAGCCCAGCAGCAGCAAGUGAAGCAAACCUGUCAGCAACCCCCUGUAUUUAUACCCCAAACUAAGGAUCCAUGUGCUCCACAGUCCAAGAAACAAUGCCCCCCAAAGUUCACAGCGAUCCCCACCCAGCACAAGUGCCCAUUGGCCCAGCAAACCCCCAAGAGUAAACAGAAGCAAGGGUAG